CUGCUGUGACGUCACCCUCUAAGCACCGCGCGCAGGUAGCUCGCGUGUAAACAAUAACAGAGGCGAGGAGAGCGUGGACGACGCGCGGAGAGCUCGGGACCAAACAAAUGCUACAUCUCCUCGCGCUGACCAAACCCGGAGCUCGUCGCUGCGCAUUUCACAGGGAUGGCAUGUCUUAUGGCAGCCUUUUCAGUCAACAACACUACAGUGACCAACUCCAUCAUAAUGAAUACAAAUGGACCUCCCGAUCUCAUGCUAGACCCCAGAAGCGUGUGCGUGUCCAUCGAUGAACUGAUGUCCAGUCACGUCGGCGGUCAGCAGACGCCGCUGUUACACGGACACCUGAAGAAAGUGGAGAACAAUCUGACCGAGGCCCAGCGCUUUUCCUACCUCCCCCGCAGACCCGCGGUCAACAUCGAAUUCAAAGAUCUCUCGUACUCAGUCCCCGAAGGACCGUGGUGGAGAAAAAAAGGUUACAAGACCCUUCUGAAAGGGAUCUCUGGGAACUUCACCAGCGGUGCUUUGGUGGCCAUCAUGGGACCCUCUGGUGCCGGGAAAUCUACAUUAAUGAACAUUCUAGCAGGUUAUAGGGAAACAGGCAUGAAGGGGGAGAUCCUGAUCAACGGGCAGCCCAGAGAUCUGCGAUCUUUCAGGAAAGUGUCCUGCUACAUCAUGCAGGAUGACAUGUUACUGCCGCACCUCACCGUACAGGAAGCCAUGAUGGUAUCAGCUAAUCUUAAACUCCAGGAAAAGGAUGAAGGCAGACGUGAAAUGGUUCGCGAAAUCCUGACCGCUCUCGGUUUGUUAGAAUGUGCCAAAACACGCACAUCCAACCUAUCCGGGGGUCAGAGGAAACGUUUGGCCAUCGCUCUGGAGCUGGUCAACAACCCACCCGUCAUGUUCUUCGAUGAGCCCACGAGUGGUCUGGACAGCUCGUCCUGCUUCCAGGUGGUGUCUCUGAUGAAGGCUCUAGCUCAGGGCGGGAGGACAGUCAUAUGCACAAUUCACCAGCCCAGCGCUAAAGUGUUCGAACUCUUCGAUAAGCUGUAUGUCCUCAGUCAAGGCCAGUGUAUUUACAGAGGAAGAGUAUCGAGCUUAAUCCCGUACCUUAGAGAACUGGGACUCAACUGUCCCACCUAUCACAACCCCGCAGACUUCAUAAUGGAGGUGGCCUCUGGUGAAUACGGGGACCAGACGGCUCGGCUGGUGAAGGCCGUUCAGGAGUGCAAGUGUGAGAAAGACUACAAAAGCGAAAUGAACGGUAACGGGAUUCAUAAUCCCUUCCUGUGGCACAGACCUUCCGAUGAGGACUCCUCAUCGUCAGAGGGUUGCCACAGUUUUUCUGCCAGCUGCCUGACGCAGUUUUGCAUCCUUUUCAGGAGGACUUUUCUCAGCAUCAUGAGAGAUUCGGUGUUGACUCAUUUGCGCAUCAUGUCUCAUCUCGGGAUUGGGAUUCUGAUCGGUCUUUUAUACCUGGGCAUUGGCAACGAGGCCAAGAAGGUUCUUAGCAAUUCCGGGUUCCUGUUCUUCUCGAUGUUGUUCCUCAUGUUCGCGGCUUUGAUGCCCACCGUCCUCACAUUUCCUCUUGAGAUGGGCGUCUUUCUGAGAGAACAUCUAAACUACUGGUACAGCCUAAAGGCUUACUACUUGGCCAAAACCAUGGCAGACGUCCCGUUUCAGAUCGUGUUCCCAGUGGCCUACUGCAGUAUAGUGUACUGGAUGACCUCUCAACCUUCAGAUGCAGUUCGCUUCAUACUUUUCCUGGCUUUAGGGACACUCACGUCAUUGGUUGCACAGUCACUGGGACUGUUGAUAGGAGCGGCAUCCACUUCAUUACAAGUAGCAACUUUUAUCGGCCCUGUGACGGCCAUCCCGGUGCUGCUGUUUUCAGGUUUCUUUGUCAGUUUUGACACCAUUCCAAAAUACCUCCAGUGGAUAUCAUAUAUUUCCUACGUCAGAUACGGCUUUGAAGGAGUCAUUCUGUCCAUCUACGGGCUUGACCGCGAGGACCUGCACUGCGACAAAGACGAAACAUGCCACUUCCAGAAGUCAGAAGCCAUUUUGAAGGAGCUGGACGUUGAGGACGCAAAGCUCUACCUGGACUUCAUUGUGCUGGGCAUCUUCUUUGUGUCUCUGCGUCUGAUCGCCUACUUCGUCCUGCGAUACAAGAUCAGUGCUGAGAGGUAGACUUGUGAAAGACCCGAUGGACCGUCGAGACUUUCCUGCCCCGGGGAGGGCUAGGCUGAGAAAGCCAAAGCAGAGAGGGCUCGUUCCCUCCACACCGGACCGUAACCUUUUGCGUGCUUUUAUAAGAAAACAAAAGAGCUUAGAACGCCACAGUUUUGGGGCUCAACUAAAAUCGUGUACGGAUAGAGAGAGAAAGACAUGGCCACGCUGAAGAAAACUCAUAGAAACUGAUGAAAGACUUUCACGGGAAAAGUAGUUUGCGCAGUUGUAUUGGAGAGCCGGCCCUUGUGAAAAAGAAGUGUGUUUCAUUAUGCACCAGUGUACAUUUAAAAAAGCCUGUGUUUGCAGAUAAAAGGCUAUAUUAUUAAUUAAACUAAAUACUACUUAAGAGAGCACAUUUAAGUACACUUUUAAAAAGUGCAUUUGUAAUAAUGUCAAAUCGACUCAAACUGUAGUGUGCUAUUUGAUGUCGCAUUCAAAAAAACCUAUUUUAAAUGUGCUAAACAUGACAAGCAUAAACAUGAAAAUGUUGAGUGUAUUUUAUUUCGCCAUAAAUGCUUUUGAGUACAUUUAGCAUUAGACUUUAACCAUAUUUCAUUUACAGCAGAAGUACAUAAAAUGGUGUACUUAAGCUAGAAAAUGAAGAGUCCUUUUUUUCGAUCCACGUAUUACAAAUGUACACAAAUGCAGUUUGAUUUAACUGCAGUUAAAAUGUUUGAAAACGGUGCAGUAUAUUCUUUUAAAUUAAAUAAUUUUUUCAAUGAGUACUGUUUUUAAAAAAUAAGCUAAAGCGUGCUUCUUUUUCACGAGGGUGCCCAGGUUGAGCACAUAAAUGUAGAUGCAUUUGUUCGUAUUUAUGGUCCGAUGUAAAGGACAAUAAUUAAUUGCUGGUCUACCUGACAUUCCUUCUACAUUACCGCAAAAAGCUCUCAUUCUGUUGGUAAUGGCUGCUGCUCUUGUAGUGGAAUGAGAACCUAUGAAAGACCUAUGCGUUCGUAUGUAACUGGGUUUCAAGCCCAUCAGUGGAACAUAUAAAACCGUAGUACGCACAUUAACAGAACACUCCAAAGAGAACUAAAAGUCUGGAUGACUGGAUCUGAUGAAUGAAAAAUGCUUUAAAAUCUAAUUGUAAAUUGCCACGUGUGUAAAAAAGAGUUUCUUGAACCCUUUCUGCCAUUGGUUGAGCAAACAGAUGUUGUAAAAAGAAAGUGGCUUGCUGGGUGAUUUGGCAUGCGGUGACAUUUAAUUCAUUCUGACAUUUUGGGAGCAUACUUAAAAAAACUGAACAUUUAUUUUAGGAUUUAAAAAGUACAUGCAUCAGCACAAUAUAGCAUGUUUGGAAAAUUGGUCAAUAGAGUUGAAUGACUUUUGCCUGUGUUUAUGGGGCUACCUUAUGCACAAUACGUCCAAUAAACCAUCUUCGUAUGCAAUAAGAAUUCUGCCAGCUUUUGCACAAUGCAUGGCUUUUAUUCGUUCGUUCAAAUGUCAGUCGUUGUAUUUCAUCACCGUAAAAUUCCUCCAUUCAGAAAUGCAUUUUUUUUUUUGGUUUACGAUUUUGUGUUUACUCUUCUUUAUGCCUUUGAUUCUCCUGAAUUAUUGAUUCGAAGGUCAUGUAAGUAAUCAUAGAGGAUCUCACACACCCCCAUGUGGCUUUUAUCAACCAAACAAUGUUUUAUUCACAUUAAAGGGUCGUUGAUUAUUGCUUUAUUUCUUGACAUCUAUGCACAGAUUUCAUGCUUUCCGGUUAUGGGACAAUCGAAGAAAAUAACUUUAAUUGCAAAGUCAAUGCAAAAGUAAAAAUGGAGACAAAAAUAAAAAAAAAGAAUGUUAUUUAUUAUCUGUGUUCUUUGUAUUAAUGUCCACGUUGCAUACGUUUAGUGACCUUCGAUCUUUGAAACAUUGCAGGCACAAUGUGAAUGCUGAGCUUUAACUCAAGUGUUAUGACCGUCAUAAUCAUACCAAACCUUUGCUGUGGACCUUGAUGUGAAAAUCCAUGCAAUCUUGCUAGAUAUAUUACCACUGUUCCGUUGAUAUUUCUGUGUAGAACGUAGGGCAUACUUUUAGUUUAUUUUUAAAAAUAUGUUAAUGGUAUACUGUUUUUAUUAUUUAGUUUGCUUCUUUGAAUCUUGCACUUACAAUAUGAAAUUUAGAAGUUGCUAUAGACGUUUGAUGCUUUAAAUUUGCCACAUUUGAAAUGGUCUUCUAUGAUAUGUUUCUGCUACAGAAAUUGUUACAUUUUAGAUAUAAUAAUAAAGAGGUAUUGUUU
This is a messenger RNA of Puntigrus tetrazona (Sumatra barb), 4453 nucleotides long. It is a transcript of the gene abcg1, whose product is annotated as ATP-binding cassette, sub-family G (WHITE), member 1. Bases 166 to 2187 code for a protein of 673 amino acids. Gene Ontology annotation, cellular component: plasma membrane. The record is from RefSeq and is a predicted model, not a curated record. The transcript has 15 exons. Gene Ontology annotation, molecular function: ATP binding; ATP hydrolysis activity; ABC-type sterol transporter activity. NCBI's taxonomy places the organism in Eukaryota, Metazoa, Chordata, Actinopteri, Cypriniformes, Cyprinidae. Gene Ontology annotation, biological process: cholesterol homeostasis.